CACUAUAUAAUUCAGGGACAGCAAGAUCGCAUUCUUAGCAAGGGAGAAGACUGAACAAACAGAGAGAGAGAGAGAGAGCGGCCAUGGCGAUGGCGAGGGGGAGGAAGGAGAGGGCGCCGCGAGGGUACGUGCCGAUCCUGAUCGGCGGGCAGGGGGAGGAGAGGGAGAGGAUCCUGGUGCGCACGGAGCAGCUCAAGCAGCCGCACUUCCUCGCGCUGCUCGACCUCGCGGUGCAGGAGUUCGGCUACGAGCAGCGGGGGAUUCUCUGCAUCCCCUGCACCACCAAGGCCUUCCGUUCCAUCGUCGGUGCAGCCACGCCCACCGCCGCCGCCGUCGCCGGCGGCGAGAUCAAGUCAUGACACAUGCUCUUUCUCUCUCCAGUGUUCUUGUUUUCUCCUUUCCUCUUUGAUCCGUUUUAGCUCUGUGCUAUGCAGAGUUGUUGUUAGCUUAGCUCAUGUACGUACACACGGAUCCAAGAUUGUAUAUGCAGAUCACGAUGAGUUUAUGGAAAGUCGUGAUGUGUUAUAGCAGUGGAUGUAAAUUGUGAUGUUAUCUUGUAUAAUUGCACAGAGAUGGAACUUAAAAAAA
Molecule: messenger RNA, 588 nt
Organism: Oryza sativa Japonica Group (Japanese rice)
Lineage: Eukaryota; Viridiplantae; Streptophyta; Magnoliopsida; Poales; Poaceae
Product: auxin-responsive protein SAUR71
Biological process (GO): response to auxin
Source: RefSeq, a predicted model, not a curated record